Actinia tenebrosa (Australian red waratah sea anemone) is the source of this 1868-nucleotide messenger RNA. RefSeq lists its product as uncharacterized. Gene Ontology annotation, biological process: cell communication. The record is from RefSeq and is a predicted model, not a curated record. Lineage: Eukaryota; Metazoa; Cnidaria; Anthozoa; Actiniaria; Actiniidae. Gene Ontology annotation, cellular component: membrane.
AUGCAGCACUGCGUUAUGGAUAAGGUUGACAGCAGCGGAAGAAUCAAUGUAGUCUACACUAGGUUCCGUAACCCUAGCGGUGAGGAUGCAAAUGGAGUAGAUUGCGAUCCAUGGGUCCAAGGAAGACAGUGCGACACGUUCCUGAAGAUCUGUGUUGCUUCUCCAACACCACCUACUUCUUCUAACUGUCCAACAAAGAUUAGCAAGCAGAACGCGGACUCUUUCACUAUGAACAUACCCAUAAAUCCGCCACCAUUUAAUGCUUUAAGGAGACCUUAUGGAUUUUACGUGGCAGCAUGGGAUAAUGAUAUUGGAAAUGAUGAUCUGAUCGAUACGUUCUCUUAUACCUUCACAAACCAACCAACACCUAAUGGCUUAACACACUGGUAUAUACCACAGUCUAACUGUACAAAAUACUGCAUCCCUCGUAAUGACAGUAGAGGUUACUAUCAAUGUGAUGGUAAUGGAGACAAGGUGUGCUUAACCAACUGGUAUAUACCACAGUCUAACUGUACAAAAUACUGCAUCCCUCGUAAUGACAGUAGAGGUCAUUAUCAAUGUGAUGGUAAUGGAGGCAAGGUGUGCUUAACCAACUGGUAUAUACCACAGUCUAACUGUACAAAAUACUGCAAGCCACGUGACGACAUCUUUGGUCACUUCAAGUGUAACACAACAACUGGAGAUAAAAUCUGUCAUGUUUCCUGGCACGGUCAGAACUGUACUAAUAAGGUUGCCAGCAGUGGAAGAAUCAACGUCGUAUUCACAAGAUUUCAAAAUCCUAGCGGUGAAGAUGUAAAUGGAAAAUAUUGUGAAUUGGCUAGUAAGUGUGAUACGUUCCUGAAGAUCUGUGUAGCUUCUCCAACACCACCUACUUCUUCAAGCUGUCCAACAAAGAUCAGCAAGCAGAACGCAGACUCUUUCACUAUGAACAUACCCAUAAACCCGCCACCAUUUAAUGUUCUAAGGAGACCCUAUGGAUUUUACGUGGCAGCAUGGGAUAAUGAUGAUCUUAGUUCUGAUGAUCUGAUCGAUACGUUCUCUUAUACCUUCACAAACCAACCAACACCUAAUGGUACGAUACCACCRUGGACAAGUCUAUCAGUGAAUGGAACAAGGACGAUAUCUGUUAAAUGUACUCUUGACUUUAAGUACCGUAUCUACUGUGAUAGACAUUACUAUGGACAAAGAUGUGACAAACACUGUCAAUACACAGACUCUGAUAACACUGGUCAUUACAGAUGUAACAACAAUGGAGACAAGGUGUGCUUAACACACUGGUAUAUACCACAGUCUAACUGUACAAAAUACUGCAGACCGCGUGACGACAUCUUUGGUCACUUCAAGUGUAACACGACAACUGGAGAUAAAAUCUGUCAUGUUUCCUGGCACGGUCAGAACUGUACUAAUAAGGCUGCCAGCAGUGGAAGAAUCGACAUAGUAUUCACAAGAUUCCGUAAUCCUAGCGGUGAGGAUUCAGAUGGAGGAUACUGUGAUACAUGGGCCCAAGGAAGAGCGUGUGACACGUACCUGAAGAUCUGUGCUGCUUCUCCAACACCACCUACUUCUUCUAACUGUCCAACAAAGAUAAGCAACCAGGGCAACUCUUUCUUUAUGAACAUACCCAUAAACCCGCCACCAUUUAAUGCUCUAAGUGUAGGUACCGCUUUUUUUAGCGCGCUUUUUUCCUCCUUCAUGCAUUGAUGUAAUUGAUUGAUAAGAGCAUCCGUCAGUUGUGCAUGAGGUCGUGGUUUGAGUCCCGACCGGACUAAUACUCAGGUUCUUCAGAAUAACUAAGGAAAAGGUGCUGCCUUUGUACCCGGGAGAGAGGGGGGGACUACCACCCCAACUUGGGUAGGGGUGUGCCGCCA